Messenger RNA from Aspergillus welwitschiae, 786 nucleotides. Its product is annotated as tetratricopeptide repeat protein. The record is from RefSeq and is a predicted model, not a curated record. Bases 1 to 786 code for a protein of 261 amino acids. The transcript has 5 exons. Gene Ontology annotation, molecular function: molecular adaptor activity; protein binding. Gene Ontology annotation, biological process: post-translational protein targeting to endoplasmic reticulum membrane. Gene Ontology annotation, cellular component: TRC complex; membrane. NCBI's taxonomy places the organism in Eukaryota, Fungi, Ascomycota, Eurotiomycetes, Eurotiales, Aspergillaceae.
AUGCUAUGUCAUCCCAAUAGCACCGGUCUCCCGACCGACUUGUUCUAUCACAGUAAUUCACCAUCGCGCGGCCCAUCUUAUUUAUCAUUAUCAUUUUCCAAAUAUAAAACAGGGCAGCACACCGCGGCGGGCCGCUAUUCCCCAACGGGAAUCCAGAAGCCUGCAGCUGGCGCUCCCACCCCUGAGUCCGAUAAGCUGAAGUCCGAGGGUAACGGUGCCAUGGCCCGCAAGGACUACAGCACCGCUAUCGACCUCUACACCCAAGCCCUGGCUAUUGCUCCCUCGAACCCCAUCUACCUCUCCAACCGGGCUGCUGCCUAUUCCGCGGCCGGACAGCACGAGAAGGCGGCCGAGGAUGCCGAGCUCGCCACUGCUGUUGACCCCAAGUACUCCAAGGCCUGGAGCCGUCUGGGACUGGCUCGUUUCGAUUUGGCUGAUUACCACGGUGCCAAGGAGGCCUAUGAGAAGGGUAUCGAGGCCGAGGGCAACGGUGGCAGCGAGGCCAUGAAGCGGGGUCUGGAGACUACUAAGCGCAAGAUCGAGGAGGCCAAGCGUAGCACCGAGCCUCCCGCUGAUGCCGUUGACGAUGCUGCUGGUGCUUCCCGUGGUGGUGGCGGUAUGCCUGAUCUCAGCUCUAUCAUGAGCAACCCCCAGCUGAGACAGAUGGCUGAGAACUAUGGCCGUGGCGGUGGUAUGCCCGACAUGUCCUCUUUGAUGAGCGAUCCAAACAUUGCUGAAAUGGCCCGGAACAUGAUGGGCGGUGGUGCCGGACGUGGAAUCCAGUAA